Molecule: messenger RNA, 1915 nt
Organism: Blepharisma stoltei
Lineage: Eukaryota; Ciliophora; Heterotrichea; Heterotrichida; Blepharismidae
Source: the annotation of a GenBank genome assembly
AUGAAUGAAAGCAUUUUUCAAGGAGUUAGAGCACUUAUACUUUCAGGAUUUGGAGGCUUUACUAACAUUAGUAGAGAUAUUAUAUCAAAAAAUAUAGAAAAGAAUGGUGGAGUCAUAUUAAAGUCCUCAGGUGAAAUUUUAUCAUCUAUUACACAUUUAAUUGUAUAGCUUCAGCACUUAUUUAGAGUUUCGAUCAAUACCUUUGAAUCAAUAAAAAAUUAUUCUUGAUAGAUAUUUAUCAGUACAAUCCAAAUUCUUGCUUAAGCUAUACCAAGAGAUGCUCCAAUUUUAAAAAUAUUAGAGAAAUUGAAAACUAAAGAACUUCCACAAUGCCAUAUAGUAAUUCAAGACUGGGCAACGGAGUCAUUAAAACAUAAAGCUUUAUGCUCAGAAGAUCAAUUCAAAUGGCAGCCAUAUAACGAAACCAAUAAGCCUACAUCUUCAACAGAUAUCACUCUUCCAGUUAAAAAUAAAGAGCCACCUCAAUUUAUUGAUGUUCCAGUAACAAAAAUUCCAAAGAAAAACGAUAUGACCUUUCACAGUAUUUCAAAUCAACCUAUUUUUGAUGAUGAAAAUACAGCGGCAAAUAAUGAGCAAAAAGAGCCUCAAAAGCCUAGCUUUGAAGAAAUGGUAAAUGCAAUCAAAGAAGAAGAGCAGGCAGAAGAGUUAGCGAAGUUUAUUAAUGACCAAAACAAAAAAAUGAAUGAAAGAUAUUCAAGUUUAAAACAAUAUACCUAUUUUAAGGCCAAAUCUUAUGGAAUUAAUCAUAAUGAGCAUAUUACAAGCAUUUUAGAACAACUUAUGAACUAUUAUGAGUUACUAAAAUUCCUUGGCUAAAUUUUCUAUGGCCGUUAUACGCGCCAUUUUCAUAUGAAAUUUCAAAUUAUGAAUUUACCGCACUAAAAUCUGCUUUUUGAAACAUAUAUAUUUGAUUUCCACAUACCAAAUUCAAAAUGACAUGCAAAUGCAUGAUAAAGGCAGGAUGUUUGCUUAUCGUUAUGCUGUAGCUAAAAUAAAAGAUUAUCCUCAAAAAAUAACAGAACCAGAACAAGUGAAAGGGAUAAACAAAAUUGGGGCAAAAAUCCAAAAAAAAAUCAUUGAAAUUUUGGAAACUGGGACUUUAAGGCGAGUAGAAGCAAUGAAAGAGCAAGGAAGAUUAAAAUUAUUAGACGAAUUUGGGAAAAUAUGGGGGGUAGGGCCUUCUGCUUCUGACAAAUUAAUUGGUUUAGGCUAUAAAUCAGUAGCCCAAAUCAAGCAAAAUCCCCCAUCAUUUUUGAAUGAAAACCAAAGAAUUGGCCUUGAAUUUUAUGAAGAAUUUUUAAAUAGGAUUCCAAGAGCUGAAGUCCAAAGAAUAACAGAAAUCGUCGAAGGAGUAGCAAAAGAGCUUGCAAAAGAGCUUGCAAAAGGAAGAGAACUGACAGCAAUUUCAUGCGGCUCAUAUAGAAGAGGAAAAGAAACGUGUGGAGACGUCGACAUUUUAAUGACUUUUGAAGAUAUGGAGCCUCAUCAAGGCUUUUUGACAAAGCUUAUUCAGAAACUGUUCGAAAUUGGCUUAAUCACUCAUCAACUUGUAAUAUCUGAUGAAGAAGUUGUAAGAAAGCAUGAUAAUUCGUCGUUUGAAGGAGUUGCUAUGCUCCCAGGAGGGCUGCAUAGAAGGCUAGAUAUCAAAAUAUAUCCAAGAAAAUUUUAUGCAUGAGCAUUAAUGCAUUUUACUGGUUCGGCACAAUUUAAUAGAAGCUUGAGAUGGUUUGCGAAAUCAAAGGGUUUCAGACUUUCAGAUGAAGGUAUAUUCCCUGCUAUUAGAAGCAAUGGGGAAACAGUUAUAGGAUCUAGCAGUGUAGUGUGUUAUACAGAAGAAGACAUUUUCCAAUUGUUUGGGAUGCCGUAUAAAACUCCUGAAGAGAGGGACAUCUAA